Messenger RNA from Mercenaria mercenaria, 712 nucleotides. RefSeq lists its product as uncharacterized. The transcript is spliced from 5 exons. The record is from RefSeq and is a predicted model, not a curated record. The coding region runs from base 50 to 712 and encodes 220 amino acids. Lineage: Eukaryota; Metazoa; Mollusca; Bivalvia; Venerida; Veneridae.
UCUUACUAUUUUCCAUACAUCAUGUGCAGACUUUAAACCAGUUUACUUCAUGACAGACUUUGAUGAAAGAGAGAUUUCUGCAUUGGAAAAUGUAUUCAGUGACGCAAAAGUACUGUUAGGUGACUUCCAUCGCAAUCAGGCCUGGGAGCGUUGGACCAAAAGAAAGGAUAAUUCAAUGGGACGGGCCAGUGACAUUAUUAAAUACUUGCAUCAGCUUGCAAAUGCACCAGACCCUGAGUCAUUUGACACAGCUUUACAAAAAUUUGUAGACUCUGAUGUAUGGCAAGGUAAUGUCCAGCUGCAGCAAUACUGCCAAAGGGUCUGGUUUCCCCACAAGAAGAGAUGUGCCAAAGCCUACAGAAGUGGGAAGUUUGAAGUCAUAGCUGGCACAAAUAAUGGUCUUGAGUCCAGUCACUGCACUUUCAAGAAGUUCUUCUUGCAUGGUGAAACGAAUUUCAACCUAAGCAACAUGUUGAGAAGCCUGAUAAAAGACUUCUUCCCAUCAAGAUACAGAACAUACGUUGAGAAGAAUCGGCUAUACUCUGGAAAAUUCAGAAAUUACUCAGAAGAUGUACCACCUUAUCUGCGAAGCCGGCCGAAGAAUUUCAUAAAGCACUGCCUGGAGAGCCUUGAAUUGUCCAAAUCUAUCGAAAGAAGUCAAGUGGAGUCCAAGGGUGAUGGUAUUUUCUUCAUCAAUGGAGGUACCAAGUAG